Molecule: messenger RNA, 489 nt
Organism: Entrophospora sp. SA101
Lineage: Eukaryota; Fungi; Glomeromycota; Glomeromycetes; Entrophosporales; Entrophosporaceae
Source: the annotation of a GenBank genome assembly
AUGGCCGAUACACAUUCCAUAAUUGAUUCGUUGAAUGAAAGAAUUUCUAAACUUGAAAAAUAUUGGAUAGAUACUGCUGUUGAACAAACUGAACUUAAAGUUAGAUUGCGAAAUUGGAACAGAAGCUGUUAUCUAAGAAAAAUCCGUAAAUUUCAGACUAAAUGCAUUCAGAUAGCUAAAGAAAUUCUUAAUGAGGAGCCAAUAAUUGAAUACCGUCCUUCUUUUCUGAAUGGGUUAGAACUUGAUGCCUUUUUUCAGAAAUACCAAAUUGUAUUGGAGGUACAGGGAUCUCAGCAUCGGCUCCAUAACACUAGCUGGUAUAAAGAUGUCAAAAAACUCGAAGAUAUUGUUAAUCGUGAUCGGAAAAAAAGAUGUCUAUGUCAACUUAAUGGUAUAUACCUUAUUGAAACAUGGUAUGAUGAGAAUCCAGAAGUUACUAUUCCUGAAAAGAUAUAUAAAUAUAGAGAAGAAAUAUUUAAUCUUUCAUAA